Patiria miniata (bat star) is the source of this 2077-nucleotide messenger RNA. Its product is annotated as DDB1- and CUL4-associated factor 11-like. NCBI's taxonomy places the organism in Eukaryota, Metazoa, Echinodermata, Asteroidea, Valvatida, Asterinidae. The coding region runs from base 175 to 1797 and encodes 540 amino acids. The transcript is spliced from 16 exons. Gene Ontology annotation, cellular component: Cul4-RING E3 ubiquitin ligase complex. The record is from RefSeq and is a predicted model, not a curated record. Gene Ontology annotation, molecular function: protein binding. Gene Ontology annotation, biological process: proteasome-mediated ubiquitin-dependent protein catabolic process.
UCUUAACAACAGAUGGCGCUGUACCGGCCGGCUGUGCCCUUUCGUGCUGCGCUUGAUGGGCUUAUCUUGUGUAAACAUCGAUUGUUAUUUAACUUCAUCAUUCCGUUUGCCGGGGUUCCAAUGGUAAAACUUUCUUGUGACUAAUGAAAGCCAAUGAGGUAGGGAGGUUUUCUGAUGGGAUCCAGACAGAGCGAUGCGAGGGCAAGUAGGGAUUCAUCGUCCAGUUCUUCUAGUUCCGGGGCCCGGAGACGAGAUUCGGACUCGGAAAUGGACUACGCUGAAAUGCUGGCGUAUUUAAUGCGAAGUGGCCAGAUUCGACUGAUUUCUUCUGGUCCAGAAUUGGAUCUUGGAGGACUGGACAGUGAUGAUGAUGAUUCAUUUAUAGAAUGCUGCCCAGAAGCCGACCUCAAUCCAGACACGAGAGCCAUAGAUGCGAGUGAUUUGAAGCAGCAGAUGUUAUUCAAAGCCGGGAUGAACCACAGCGGGGUGGUGCCAGGGGUGACACCAGUCUCCAACAUGCUUAGCAAGAGAGCCAUCGGAAAAUGCUGCGGCUUAGGCACCUUCUCCAGAGGUGACCGUUCCUUGGUAUCGAAGAGUUUUUUACCCAACACCAUGAGGACCGUGGCCCAGUUUAGCACCAAGGCCUUCUGCGGCAACUACUCCAAGGAUGGCUCUGUCUUCCUCUCCGGGUGCCAGGACCAGAGCCUGCGGCUCUACGACACCACCAGCGGCAAGUUCCAAAAGUUCAAGGAGAUCAAGGCACGCAAUGUCGGCUGGAGUAUACUAGACACAGCCUUCAGUCCUGAUGGUAAUUACCUUAUCUACUCCAGUUGGUCUGAAUACAUUCAUUUAUGCAACGUCCGUGGAGAUUUCCAGACCCACAGUGCCCUGGACAUGGAGCCCGGCGACGGCCAUUUUUGUCCGUUCUCCGUUCAGUUUUCCAGCAACAACAAAGAGAUCCUGGCUGGGGCGAACGAUGGUUUCUUGUACAUAUUUGACAGAGAGAUCAAUAAAAGGACAAUGAGGAUAGAUGCUCACGAGGAUGACAUCAACUCGGUCCGCUUUGCCGACGAGACCUCACAGAUUCUCUUCUCUGGCGGCGAUGAUGGACUAUGUAAGGUGUGGGAUCGCAGGAUGCUGAGCGACACGCUGUGUGAACCAGUCGGCACAAUGGCUGGACACACAGACGGAAUCACCUGUGUGGAUUCCAAGGGUGAUGGACGCCACCUGAUCACCAACUCCAAGGAUCAGAGCAUCAAGCUGUGGGAUCUUAGGUUCUUCUCUCCUCCCUCAGCCGUCUCCAAUUGUCGGAAGGCUGUCGCCGGUCAACACUGGGACUACCGGUGGCAACAGGUACCCAGAAGAUCGAAAAGGAAAAACUUCAUCGAUGGCGACACGUCAUUGCUGACUUACAAAGGUCACGGUGUGCUCCACACUUGCAUCCGCUGUCAUUUCUCCCCUGCGUUCACAACUGACCAGAAAUACAUCUACUGUGGUUGUGCAACGGGUGGUGUCAUCAUUUAUGACGUCUUGACUGGGAAGAUUGUGAGGAAACUGGACGGUCAUAGGGCUUGCGUCCGCGAUGUCUCCUGGCAUCCCUACGAGAACAACAUCGUCAGUUCAUCAUGGGAUGGAAGUCACGGUUUGUGGGAGUUCAAGCGAGAUGGGCUCCGAGAUUGGGAACAUGACGACUUCCACGAGUCGGAGGAGUCUAGCGAUGAUAGUGAAUGUGAUGAAGACAUUUUUCAUGAUGUGCGGAGAUCACGCAGGCUUCGUACUCGUAAUCCCAGGCCAUGAAAGUCCCAUGAUGAGUGAAGGCUGGUUAAAGAACUAAGCUGUGAGAAGUCUGCAAUUGAUUUAAUCAGAGGACUCAGUCUUAAAGAUGCAUUCCCCGUACUAUUUUUCAACUUUCAUCCCGAAAAAUAGAAUCCUUUUCUAAAUUGCUAUUUUUCUAGCAAUACAAAAUUUAUUCACUUUUGAAUAAGACGUCGACCCAUGUUUAGGUAUUGAAUUAUUACUUUACAUUUUCGAAUUAUAUUCCCGUUCUCGCGGGGAAGGCUGGUUUCCCCCCCCCCCC